GCUGCCCUCGACAGCGGCAAGUUUGGGAGUUGCACUAGUUUGCGGGGUGGGGGAGAGGACGGACGGGGGGCCAUGGAGGAGGACCGGGGGUCGUCGCUGGCGGCCGAGUCGGCGCUGGAGAAGAACGUGGCGGAGCUGACCGUCAUGGACGUGUACGACAUCGCGUCGCUCGUGGGCCACGAGUUCGAGCGGGUCAUCGACCAGCACGGCUGCGAGGCCAUCGCGCGCCUCAUGCCCAAGGUCGUGCGCGUCCUGGAGAUCCUGGAGGUGCUGGUCAGCCGCCACCACGUCGCUCCCGAGCUGGACGAGCUGCGCCUCGAGCUGGACCGUCUGCGCCUGGAGAGGAUGGAUCGCAUCGAGAAGGAGCGCAAGCAUCAGAAGGAGCUGGAGCUGGUGGAGGACGUGUGGCGCGGGGAAGCACAAGACCUCCUUUCCCAGAUCGCGCAGCUGCAGGAGGAGAACAAGCAGCUCAUGACCAACCUCUCCCACAAGGACGUCAGCUUCUCUGAGGAGGAAUUCCAGAAGCAUGAAGGCAUGUCGGAGCGGGAGCGGCAGGUGAUGAAGAAGCUGAAGGAGGUGGUGGACAAACAGCGAGACGAGAUCCGUGCCAAGGACCGGGAGCUCGGGCUGAAGAAUGAGGAUGUUGAGGCUCUGCAGCAGCAGCAGACCCGGCUGAUGAAGAUCAACCACGACCUCCGGCACCGGGUCACGGUGGUGGAGGCCCAGGGGAAGGCCCUGAUCGAACAGAAGGUAGAACUGGAGGCAGAUCUGCAAACCAAGGAGCAGGAGAUGGGCAGCCUGCGGGCGGAGCUCGGGAAGCUGCGAGAGAGGCUGCAGGGCGGGCUCAGCCAGAAUGGAGAGGAGGAGCCUGAGACGGAGCCGGGCGGAGACGAGUGUGUCUCAGAGGUGGAGAAGGUGGCCAUGGACCUCAAGGACCCCAACCGCCCCCGGUUCACACUGCAGGAACUGCGGGACGUGCUGCACGAGAGGAACGAGCUCAAGUCCAAGGUGUUCUUGUUGCAGGAGGAGCUGGCGUACUAUAAGAGUGAAGAAAUAGAAGAGGAAAAUCGAAUACCCCAACCUCCGCCCGUCACCCACCCAAGAACAUCCCCCCAGCCGGAGUCUGGGAUCAAGCGACUGAUCUUUACAGCCAUAAUGCCCAUGGUAGCUGCUGGACUGAUAAUAGAUGACCCCACACUGCAGCCUGUCCGACGACUUGUGUCCCUCGUUUAGCUUCUUCUCCCGAGAUAAGAAGCGUCUGGUCAGCACACAGAGAAACGUGCAUAUCCACGAGUCCUUUGGCCAGUGGGCCAACUCCCACCGAGACGACGGUUACACGGAGCAAGGACAGGAGGCCCUGCAGCACCUGUGACCGUGGCCCACCUCUGUCCUCGGACCUGAAGUGCCCACUGCCAGCGCCUGCAAUGGAACCUGGCCGCCCCAGGUGUCACAACCUGGUACACCUCUUGGUUCAGAUGUACCCUCAAAACUGAUCCCUCAAACAAACUGUCUGCUUUGAGGAAGCACGUUGAAAAACUGAUGCCAAACUCUAAAGAAACGUUUAUUUAUACCCAGGGCUAUCACUGUUUCUAAUAGACGACUCUGAUCCCUUAGGAUAUAUAUUUAAUAAUACCACGAGUGGAGGUCGACUUUUGCAUUAACUUCAGUAACACAAGCUUCGCCAGAUACAUCACUUGCCACUAUAAUUGCUGUUUGACUUGCUUUGUAUGAAAUUCUGUGUGUAGAGGUUUUAUGAUCACGUUUGUCACACUUAGGUGGGAGGCAGGGAAGUGGUAGGUUUUCAUUAGUUACGUUCAUAAAAUUGUCAUGGUGGUAGCAUUAUGUACAGGACGUGUCAACUACACAAGCAGGGCCUCGGAAGUCACAGGACGAGGUGGCCCAGCUCAGACACAAAGCAACGGAAAAUGGGGGUGACAGUCCUCCCACCCAGAAACUGGAGACAGCUUUGCAAGAGCCCGUGGUUUUCCAUUGCACCUUGUUACUGACAAUGCCUAGAGCAUGUAGCAAUGUUUAAGGCGAGUGCCUUGGAAUCUGCUGUGAGUUAUGCAGUACUAACCAAACAAAGUUGCUAAGGACGAGAU
This is a messenger RNA of Vicugna pacos (alpaca), 2102 nucleotides long. NCBI's taxonomy places the organism in Eukaryota, Metazoa, Chordata, Mammalia, Artiodactyla, Camelidae. The record is from RefSeq and is a predicted model, not a curated record.